Messenger RNA from Anarrhichthys ocellatus (wolf-eel), 3305 nucleotides. It is a transcript of the gene bcat1, whose product is annotated as branched chain amino-acid transaminase 1, cytosolic. Lineage: Eukaryota; Metazoa; Chordata; Actinopteri; Perciformes; Anarhichadidae. The record is from RefSeq and is a predicted model, not a curated record. The coding region runs from base 560 to 1687 and encodes 375 amino acids. The transcript has 9 exons. Gene Ontology annotation, cellular component: mitochondrion. Gene Ontology annotation, biological process: L-valine biosynthetic process; L-leucine biosynthetic process. Gene Ontology annotation, molecular function: branched-chain-amino-acid:2-oxoglutarate transaminase activity.
CAGGAGGAGGACGCCACUUGUUCUUGAUAAAUAUGACACAUAAUAUUUCUCGACCUGCUGUUACUGCAGCGCCACAAAGGUAGCAUGGGGACAAAUAAGUGACGCAGAGACUGGGCUGAGAUCCAAGCUCCCUCAAUGCUAAUUUGAUGCUAUUCUAUUCUGUAUCUAUGGCCUUUGACUUCUAAAAGGGGUAGUUGAGAAAGACAGCUUCACUGCAGAUCUAAAUAAAGUAGCACUCUGUUUUUCCUGACAGUUCCUUUCUGUUUGUCUUUGUCUCAAUCACGUGACUGUGUGAAUGUUCUGGUGUCAGGUCACUGUGAACUGUGGGUCAUGUUGCUGGCAGCAGUCUCUGAAUUAGCCUGUCAGACAGCGACCCCUGCUGGCCAAACACAGAUUGCAAAACAAUCAGAAUAACAGGCACGUUUAUUUUUUGCAUAGCAGGCACACUAAAUUAAUUUAAAAAGGGUCGAUUUUUUUAUUUGGAUGGAUAGACAUCUGUAGAGAUGCUGCCAAAGUGUCUGUCUUUCCAGAAUGGAGAACUCGGGGACCCCAAUGUUUCAUGUCCACCUUUUCCUUUAACAUCACUAUUUUCUCUGCUGUUUUGUCCUGUGACCAGGCAGCUGACCUGGUUAUCGAGCUGUCCUCCACUCCAAAGACCAAACAGGACGAGGUCACCUUCGGGAACGACUUCACUGACCACAUGCUGACCAUAGAGUGGAGUGCGAGUGAGGGCUGGCAGGCUCCGCUCAUCAAGCCCUUUGGGAACCUGUCUCUGCACCCGGCCUGUUCGUCACUACACUACGGCAUACAGCUGUUUGAAGGGUUGAAGGCGUUCCGUGGGGACGACAACCAACUGCGUCUCUUCAGACCGAUGCUCAACAUGAACCGCAUGUCCAACACUGCUAAGAGAGCUUGCCUUCCAGCCUUUGAUCAGUCAGAGUUGCUGGAGUGCAUCAGGCGACUGGUAGAGAUCGACCAGGACUGGGUUCCUCACUCAGACUCAGCCAGUCUGUACAUCAGACCGACAUUUCUUGGCACUGAGCAAUCUCUGGGUAUAAAGAAGCCUGCCAAUGCCUUGCUGUAUGUGAUCUUGUGUCGAGUGGGCUCUUACUUCAACAGUGAGGCAGAAAGUCUGUCCUUGUGGGCCGACCCAAAGUACACACGGGCCUGGAAAGGAGGGACUGGAAACUACAAGAUGGGAGGAAACUACGGGUGUUCUUUGUUCGCCCAGUAUGAAGCAGAGGAUCAUGGGUGCCAGCAGGUGCUGUGGCUGUACGGGGAGGACCACCAGAUCACCGAGGCAGGCACCAUGAACAUCUUCCUGCACUGGAUCGAUGAGGAUGGAGAGGAGGAACUUGCAACUCCACCUCUGGAUGGCAUCAUACUCCCAGGUGUAACCCGACAGAGCAUCCUGGAACUGACCAGGAAAUGGGGGGAGUUUAAGGUGACAGAGCGCUACCUGACCAUGAGCCAGCUGUGCUCUGCUCUGAAGCAGCUGCGGGUCAAAGGCGUAUUUGGCUCCGGUACUGCCUGCCUGAUCUGUCCCAUUGGACACAUUGUUUACCAGGGAGAGAACUUGCACGUCCCCUGUCAGGAUAAAAAGUCACAGUUGGCUUCACGGAUAGCAAAGGAACUUACGGAUAUAAAGUAUGGACGCACGGCCAGCGACUGGACUUUCCUGGUGUAGCGGUGAAGAGGAAGCGUGAAACACACACAAUUAGUGUGUACGAGGAGGUCAUACCAUUAUGCAACAUCGAAAGGCUACUGUGCACUCGCAUCACUAAGAAAACAACAUAUAACAAUGUAUGUGCAAUAUUUGUAGUUAUACUGCAAUAUGCUGGCUCUGCGGCGAGUGUGUCACACCACUUUGCCCCCUUUUAAGCUUAAAUUAAUGACAAGCACACAACUGUCCAACAUAAUUAACAAAAGUAGGCUAAUGUCUCAUGCAAUAGUGCACAAUAACUUACAGUAGCUUUUUCCUGCUGCUUUCCAACCAACAUCCAGGAUACAGCUGUGGCUGGGACUAAACACCAACAAGAGAAAACAUAUGUGAGAUGUUAUAGUUACAGAGGAUUUCACAUCACUUGUGCAAGAGUUACAAAGCAUCUACAAGAGGACUUUAACUAAUUGAACUAAUUCACUAAUCUUCUUAUGGGUAUGGUGUGAAAACAUUGUGCUGUCUCAGCGGUGAAAUGUUCCUUUUAAUUAUCAGUUUGCACUAUUAUAUUGUUUCAGAGUUCAUGUUUCUAAAUUGUAGGCAGUUGCAUUGUCAACAAAAACAUUUUAAAUAUUUAGAUUCUGCAGCCAGGGCCACUGCAAACAUCACCUUUCGGUAAGAGGAUCAGAAAAAUGUAACGGAAAACUGUAAGUAACAUGAAACUUAUCCCGUGGAACUUGUUGUUCAGUCAGUGAUAGUACUGGACAAAUAGUAUUCAUCAGUCAUUCAUAAAAUAUAUCUUGUGUGAAAUGGCCCAGAGUUUGUGUGAAUGCAGGUGAUGGAUUACAGAUCAGUGGUGUCUCGUACUGUAAAUGCAACACAAGGGAUGUUCCAUAUUAAUACUGUCAGGCUUUAUGGUGAUUAUCAUUAUAUAAUGUAUUUUGCCCUGUUAGUUAAAACACUAUGUUAAAAAGAAAGAUAUUACUCUGUGACUGUUUGUACUACGUAUGUAAUGUAGAUGUAUUGUGGGAAGGAAGGGCGUGGUACUGGUUGGGCUGACCUUCCUUUGUCCUGGUGGGUUGUUACACUCUGAUACUUUGUGUUUGUUUAGGCAAUGAAUAUUGUUCUGCUUCCUCAAAAUAAAAUAGGAAUAGGAACUAAACUUGCAUUUGGACCAGAGGAACCAGGGGCUACGUUUAUCUCCUGCGUGAUAGUUCCAGGUGCAAUAAAAGUCCCGACUCAAAGAGGUGUACUUUCCAAAGGUCCGGGACCUUUAAGGGUGAGCCAGGCUCUGCAGAGCAUCUCCACAAUCCUUAAUGAUGCUGAGGAGUGCAAGUGUUUUCCUGCCACCCUACACACACACACACACACACACACUAGAGAACCUGGAACAGAACCAAAGCCAUCAGCAUAAUGGAGCCAUAACAGAAAGCCAUCAAACCGGAGAGCCCUUGGCUGUUUUGCUCUGCACACGCACACACACAUGCGACAUAAUUCAAGAUACACUGUACUAGUUUGAAAAUGAAAACUCAGGACGCUGUGUCCACUCCUAAAUUCAUGCCUCAUUAACUGAGGUCCUGUCUGUGUUUCUGCCUCUGUGCGUUCAAUGGAUGUCCAUAUGUGUGUGUUUGUAUGUGUGUGAUGUGUG